Molecule: messenger RNA, 1676 nt
Organism: Symsagittifera roscoffensis
Lineage: Eukaryota; Metazoa; Xenacoelomorpha; Acoela; Convolutidae
Product: dolichyldiphosphatase 1-like
Exons: 4
Coding region: 43-1023 (326 amino acids)
Biological process (GO): protein N-linked glycosylation; lipid biosynthetic process
Cellular component (GO): endoplasmic reticulum membrane; intracellular membrane-bounded organelle
Molecular function (GO): dolichyldiphosphatase activity
Source: RefSeq, a predicted model, not a curated record
CUUUACUGCUGCUGAUAAGGUUUGAUUGUUUGGAUUCAGAGGAUGUAUGGAGUCGGGGGUGGUAGUUCCGACAACGAUGGAGAGUUCUGUUCAGCCGCGGUCGGAGGUGGAGAAGGCAAACGAUGGGUACCGGUGAAGCUGACCUUCGUGUCUUACCCCGAGGGCGACUGGGUGGGACACAUACUGGCCUGGUUCUCCCUCGCUCCUGUCCUCCUUAUCGCUGCUACUUUAGGGGUGUGUCUGUUCAGAAGGGAGGUGCAGAUUGUGGUGUUCUUGGCCGGCGUAGUCAUCAACGAGGCCAUCAACUUGGUUUCAAAGAAGUUGAUAAAUCAGCCGCGGCCCUGUUCGCAACAUGACAUGAGUCUGCAGCACAGUGAGUUGGGGAUGCCUUCCUCCCACGCCCAGUUCAUCUCCUUCUUCUGUCUCUAUCUCUCCCUCUUCGUCACCCUCAGAGUGCCACACCUCUCCUCUCAUUCAUCAUAUUCAUCCUCUUCUUCGUCCUCACAUCAUCACAAUAACAGCAACAGCAACAGCAACUCUGGAGGAACAGCAGCAACUACCGCCAUGUCCAACAAUUCGGCCUCUCCGAAUGGUAAUGCGGUUGGUGGUGGUUCCACAGGAGUCUAUUAUCCCAGUGCGUACAGCUAUAGCAGUGCCUGCUCUUCUGUGAGUGACAUAUUGAGCUACUUGAGGUGUUGGUGGAAGCUCACUCUCAACAUCUCUUUCAUGUCCUUUGCUUUCAUCGUGUCUUACAGCAGAGUCUAUUUGCAGUACCACACAUGGGCCCAGAUAUGUGUCGGAACAUUCUGUGGAAGUUUGUUUGCUCUUGUGUGGUAUGUGGCGACUGUGGUGCUGUUUGUACCCCGCUACCACUUGAUAGUGUCGAACAGGGUGGGGGAGUUUCUAAUGCUCAGGGACUCCAGCCUCAUUCCCAAUGUGCUCCUGUUCGAGUAUGUCAAGGCACGCACAGAGGCACAAGCCAGACAGCGCAAACUCCAACCGGACAGCAACCACUGCAGCUGACCAUGCAAAUCCAGAUGAAAGAGAAGCAAAGAUAGUGUUACAUGACAAAAAAAUUAGUCAAAUUAUUAUUUAUAAAACGAUGGGUGUUAGCACAGUCGAUAUUUUGGUGUCACGGCAAAGAAAAUUCAGAUGCCAAGACCAAACGCAAUAAGUUCAAUGAAUUAAUGAACGAAUAUUUCCUUGGUGUUUUUAUUUUCUUAAUUCGAAAAGUCAUUUGAAUAACGAGACCGUUCCAUAGCUCUACAAAUGAAUCAUCAUCGCAAGUUUUGCCAAAUACAAUCUUUUCAUUAUUCAGGGUUAUUAUAUUACACGCAAAAAAUGCUAGUAUCUUUCAUGGCAUAGAAAAUCCUGUACGAGAAAAAAAAUUAUGUCGAACUUCACAAAAGUAGAUAACCAUCUAAAUCCAAAUCCCCUCCCCCACUAAACAUCAACACAGUUUAGUCUAUCGCCAGGACUCUUGACUUGUCCAUAAAACCAAUAUUGUUGGUAUGAUUUCUUCUCUAUGAUUUUGUUUUCGUUUCAUUUGAUGUUCUUCUAUAAACCAUAUUUGUUUUUAUUUAAGUAGUGAUAUUCUAUUUUGUCCUUAUUAUUUAUGAAUGAAUUCACUGUUCGCAGAAAUGAAAAUUAUUUUGUAAUGACUAAUUUUAUUCUUA